Molecule: messenger RNA, 957 nt
Organism: Kluyveromyces lactis
Lineage: Eukaryota; Fungi; Ascomycota; Saccharomycetes; Saccharomycetales; Saccharomycetaceae
Gene: LSP1
Product: lipid-binding protein LSP1
Exons: 1
Coding region: 1-957 (318 amino acids)
Biological process (GO): negative regulation of protein kinase activity; endocytosis; eisosome assembly
Cellular component (GO): eisosome filament; plasma membrane
Molecular function (GO): lipid binding
Source: RefSeq, a predicted model, not a curated record
AUGCACAGAACUUACUCUUUGAGAAAUAAGAAGGCUCCUACAGCUUCAGAGCUCCAAACUCCAGCUCCACCACAAUCUACUACCAAGUCUAAGUUUUUUGGUAAGGGUUCUUUUGCCUCCAGUAUCAGAAAGAAUACUGCUGGUCAGUUCGGCCCAUUGUUAUCUAGAAAGCUAUCCUCUUUAAUUAAGACCGAAAAGGGUUACUUGAGAGCUUUAGAAGUUGUUGCUAGUGAACGUCGUGUUGCUGCUAAACAAUUGUCUCUAUGGGGUUCUGAAAAUGACGAUGACGUGUCUGACGUGACUGACAAGCUAGGCGUUCUUAUCUAUGAACUGGCUGAAUUGCAAGACCAAUUCAUUGACAAGUAUGACCAAUACAGAAUUACUUUGAAAUCUAUCAGAAACAUUGAAGCUUCUGUGCAACCAUCAAGAGACCGUAAGCAAAAGAUUACUGAUGAGAUUGCUCACUUGAAGUACAAGGACCCUCAAUCCACCAAGAUCCCAGUUUUGGAGCAAGAAUUGGUUCGUGCUGAAGCCGAAUCGUUGGUUGCUGAAGCCCAAUUGUCUAACAUUACCAGAGAAAGAUUAAAGGCUGCUUUCAAUUAUCAAUUCGACUCUGUGAGAGAAUUAGCUGAGAAAUUCGCAUUAAUCGCUGGUUACGGUAAGGCCUUACUAGAACUAUUGGACGAUUCUCCAGUGACUCCUGGAGAAGCUAGAGCCGCUUACGAUGGUUACGAAGCUUCAAGACAAAUCAUCAUGGAUGCCGAAUCAGCUUUGGAAUCCUGGACCUUGGAUGUCGCUGCUAUCAAGCCAACUUUGUCCUUCCACCAAACAGUCGAUGAUGUUUACGUCGAUGAAGAUGGCGAGGAAGGUGAAGCCUUAGCUGCUGAAGAAGAGUGGGCUGGUGAACAUGAAGGUGGCCAAGAAGAAGAAGCUGUUGAGACUACUGAAGUUAAAUAA